Messenger RNA from Schistocerca gregaria, 1113 nucleotides. It is a transcript of the gene bic, whose product is annotated as transcription factor BTF3 homolog 4. The record is from RefSeq and is a predicted model, not a curated record. Gene Ontology annotation, cellular component: cytosol; nascent polypeptide-associated complex. The transcript has 3 exons. The coding region runs from base 132 to 707 and encodes 191 amino acids. NCBI's taxonomy places the organism in Eukaryota, Metazoa, Arthropoda, Insecta, Orthoptera, Acrididae.
CCUUGUAGGUUACUUCCGGUGAGAUCGAUCGCAACGCCAAUGGUUCCGAAGUAGUAGUCCGUAUUUCAACUGUAGGGACGCUCAGUAAUUGUUUGUGUACGUGUUAAUCAUAUGUGGUUAAGGCAGCAGAAAUGAACCAAGAAAAGUUGAAGAAACUACAGGCCCAGGUGCGGAUUGGAGGGAAAGGCACACCGCGAAGGAAGAAGAAGGUUGUUCAUGCAACCGCAGCUACUGAUGACAAGAAGUUGCAAAGUUCGUUGAAGAAGCUUUCAGUAAAUACUAUACCUGGCAUCGAAGAAGUAAAUAUGAUCAAGGAUGACGGUACUGUAAUUCACUUUAAUAAUCCUAAAGCCCAAGCGUCUUUAGCGGCCAAUACAUUUGCCAUCACUGGCCUUGGAGAAACCAAGCAAAUUACAGAAAUGUUACCGGGUAUUCUAAGUCAGUUGGGCACUGAAGGUUUGACUCAAUUAAAGCGCCUGGCAUCGAGUGUGGCAAACAGUGCUGCAGGCGGCAAAGCUAGCAUUGAAGAAGACGACGAAGUUCCUGAACUUGUUGAGAACUUCGACGAGGCAAGUAAGGAAGAGGUUGCAGUAAUAUCAGAUAAAUCCAAGGGGAAGGACGCUGAUGGAUCCUCAGGUGACGGAAAACAGGAAGAAAAAUCCAAAGAAAAUAAGGCGGAAGCAACAAACAAGGACAAGGAGAAUUGAAGAAUCUGAAGGCUCAGUUAUUUUGCCGUGAAGAGUAGCUGUACCCCUGAAUCCUCCAAGCAGCGGCAGCAGUCUUCAUGGACAUUUUGAUGUGCAUUUGCAACAUCAGUUCUAUAAAAAUUUACUCUCAUUGUAUGUGAAUAGAAUCAAAAUCAAAGUUUAAUAAAAAUAACUUUGAGUGAUUGUAUACUUGCUUGAUAUAAUUGAAAGAAAAAAGUUAAUUUUCGUUUCUCUUACAUGUUAUAAAGCUCUUAAACUUCGGAGGAGAAAUGUUGAGUUAGUGUCUUGAAGUUGUUUUGUAUUCUUUAACCACACUAUUUUAUCAGCUGUUGAGCAAGUGAGACUUAACUAGCAGAUUGUAUAAUAAAACUGAUAAAAAAAAACCUUUGUGAUAUAUUGAUUGCUA